Molecule: messenger RNA, 1864 nt
Organism: Sinocyclocheilus anshuiensis
Lineage: Eukaryota; Metazoa; Chordata; Actinopteri; Cypriniformes; Cyprinidae
Product: transmembrane protein 120B-like
Exons: 13
Coding region: 1-1185 (394 amino acids)
Biological process (GO): fat cell differentiation
Cellular component (GO): membrane
Source: RefSeq, a predicted model, not a curated record
AUGAGUCGGAACGAGCAUUCGCUGCAGGCUCUGUCCUGGAGAAAGCUUUACCUGAGCAGAGCCAAACUCAAGGCGUCCAGUCGCACGUCUGCUCUUUUAUCCGGUUUCGCAAUGCUGGAGCGCCUACUAGCGGCAGUGUGUGGCAGAGCAGCGCCAGCGCAGACGGGUACAAUGUCACUAGAGAGAUGUCAAAGUGAAUGGACAGAAAUAGAGCAAGAAUAUCAGCAAUUACAGGAAACGCACAAAGUCUACAGACUGAAGCUGGAGGAGCUGACAAACCUGCAGGCGAUAUGCAGCAGUGCCAUUAGCAAACAAAGAAAAGCCCUGAAAGACCUCAAGCAUAGUCUUCAUAAGUGUACGAAAACUCGCAGUGAAAAAGAAACGGAGGUGAUAAAUGACCUGCAGGUCCAAAUUAAAGAAAGGCAAAAUGUCUUUUUUGACAUGGAGGCCUAUUUGCCAAAGAAAAAUGGAUUGUACUUAAAUUUAGUACUAGGAAAUGUGAAUGUCACACUCCUCAGCAACCAAGCCAAGUUUGCGUACAAAGACGAAUAUGAGAAGUUCAAACUUUAUAUGACUAUAAUACUAAUGUUUGGUGCCGUCACCUGCCUCUUCCUUUUCAACUACCGGGUUACAGAUGAAAUCUUCAACUUUUUAUUGGUGUGGUAUUAUUGCACAUUGACAAUAAGAGAGAGUAUCCUCAUGAGCAAUGGGUCACGAAUUAAAGGUUGGUGGGUGUCACAUCACUACGUCUCAACCUUUUUAUCAGGUGUUAUGUUGACAUGGCCAGAAGGUUCAAUGUAUCAGAUGUUCAGAAGUCAGUUCCUGGCUUUCUCCAUCUAUCAGAGUUGUGUGCAGUUUCUUCAGUAUUAUUAUCAGAGCGGCUGCUUGUAUCGGUUACGGGCUCUGGGGGAAAGAAACCAGCUGGACCUGACUGUGGAGGGCUUUCAGUCGUGGAUGUGGAGAGGGCUUACAUUCCUCCUUCCGUUUCUAUUCUUUGGCCAUUUUUGGCAGCUGUACAAUGCUGCGAGUCUUUUUAAGCUGUCUGCCCGUGAUGACUGCAAAGAAUGGCAGGUGUUCAUGUUGGCCUUGACGUUUCUCGUCCUGUUCUUGGGAAAUUUCCUCACAACUCUAAAAGUGGUCCACCAGAAGCUCCAGACGAACAAAGAAAAGGUUAAAAAUAACUGACAAGACGCCAACUGGAAGAUUUCAUACGCAGCGAGGCCAGUGUGGAAGUCACAGAACUGAACUUCAAAGCGCACAAAACUGUUUCGUCUAUAGGAGUCGCGUCCCACAAGCUGUUUGGAGAGGGUUGGAAGUAGAUGUUGACGUCUCCGCGAACUCGUUUCUGCAGCGGCAGUGAAACUCAAUGUUGUCUGCCAUGUUGUUUUUGCUCAUAUUUAUGCAGUCACAGCAAUUAGAGGGUAAUGUUUGGCUAUAAACUACUGACAACUUUCAGACACUGUAUACUCAAUAAGUGAGGAGACUUCAGUUCACUUUUGUUUUGUUCCUGUGCAUGAAUAUGUUUACAAUAAGCCACAUUUAAAGUUUAUGCAAUGCAGCAGGAAGGCUACAGAACUGCAGUUGCUCAGUUCAUUGCAGCAUCUCAAAGGGAUUUAUGUUAUUGUUUUUUUUUAAAGCUGGAUAGUGAUUGAAGUACUUGUUCUCAUACAAGGCAUUUUAGCUGAAGCAUAUUCUUUUGUUGGAAAGCAUUGAUGCAAUGCAACUUCAAGGGAAAGGUGUGUUUUGCACGUUGCGGUUGUUAGUACAGUGCUUGAGCAAGGCCAAAGAAUUAAAGAAAUCGUUCAACCAAAAAUGAAAAUUUGAUUAGAAUUUACUCAUCCUCAGGCCAUCCAAGAUGUAGAUG